Messenger RNA from Haemorhous mexicanus (house finch), 7017 nucleotides. RefSeq names its product calcium and integrin binding family member 2 (gene CIB2). The coding region runs from base 5008 to 5580 and encodes 190 amino acids. The record is from RefSeq and is a predicted model, not a curated record. The transcript has 7 exons. Lineage: Eukaryota; Metazoa; Chordata; Aves; Passeriformes; Fringillidae. Gene Ontology annotation, molecular function: calcium ion binding.
CCGAGCUGGAACUAAGGCUAGGAGUAAGGCAGUUUGAGCUAGUACCUCCGGAAUGGCCGCUUUUAAACACUUCUCCUACCUUUCCUACACUUGGCAACAUUGAAAUUUGAGGUUUAGCUCAGAGUUAUUUCGUACCAGUUUUUAGUGAUAGAAUUAGAGGAUUAUUAGCAGCCUUUCGAGUUACUUAGCUCAGUAUGGUAACUAUAUACAUAGCGAACAGAUAGAUUCAUGUUGCUUUCUUGUGUUUGUGACUAUCUGUAUCUACCUUGUUAGGCUGCACUUGGAUUGAAAAGUGGGGGAAGGGGAGAUAUUGUGGAAAAUUCUUUUACACGUUUUCAACACCCAUUUGUCUGGGUCUUGUGGGUGUUACCAUAAUAACGCUACAGUACUAAGGCGUUAACAGUGGCUGGUUUGGAUCUGUUCUGAGAAGGGCUGCAGAAGACAAUGAUAAACCCAUGAGUGGUUAUUUUGCUUAAGAAAAUAAUGCCUGGGAGGAGACACAAUACUGUCUUUCCCCUAGUGAUCACUAUAUUGUCAAUCCCUAUGGGGAAAUUCAUUAUAUUACCUUUAGCCUGCUAAGGCAACCAUUACUUUUAUUAUUAUUUUGUCCCUAAGGCAAGACAUUGUCUUGUAUAAAACACCUUAAAAAAAAAAAAAAAGGUAAUUUCUAUUUUUUAUGGAUAAAUUAGGCUUAACAAAAUGCACUCAGAAGCCUCCCUUUUCUAACAUGGUGUAUUUUUAAGCUAGAUAGAUAAGAUCAUAAAAAUAACACAUUUUCACACAAGGUUUUUCUUUUUGUUUAUUUUCUUUAGCAUUAAAACUCCCUAGAAAGUUCAUGCUCCUCAUAGCAAAGUUGGCAGCUUUCCCUGGUUUGAGAGAUGUGAGUCUUGCAUGUUUCUCAAGCUGUUUAUUCAUUCCUCAGACAGAGCUCAAGACCAUGAAACCUUCUCUCAUAUGAUAUCACUUCCAGACAAAUUUAGUGGGGUCUGAGCAUUCUCCCAUCAACCAUGUGUUGGAAAAACAACUUUUUAACCCAUUGCAGUAGCAAAAACUGUCGUUUUUCACAUCUUUUAGGUUUUCAUAACUGUGUAUUUACAGUUCAUUUUUUAUUUACAGUUUGUGCAAUUGUUUUGUAACUCUUUGUAGCAUCUUUAAGGAACUUUUUUUUCAGCUCCACAGCCGCUGUAUAAGGUGAAUGUUAUUAUUUUUUUCUUUAUUUUAUGCAAACAGAAUUUUGAAUAGCUUUCCAGUAAAUAAAUCCCAAAAACUCAGGGGGAUUUUUACAGUAUCAGUGGACAACAGAACUUCUCCCAUUGCACACUGUGAUCACAGUUACUCACACCUGCAGUAGCAGUGGGCCCUAGGGACUUGUGCAAGGUAACAACAGAAUAACUGUACAGGCAGCCCCUCUGAAUCAAAACUGUUCCUUUUGCUAACAGAGUAACUCUUUAUGAACAGUUACUCUGCAAGGAAAUAUCUGUGUGAGAGGGAAGUUGUUGGAAUACUUGGUGUAAUGGGCAUGAAAUUUCUUAGGUUCCUUUCUCCCCGACUAAAAGCUGUAGCAAACCAAUAUGUGAAAGCAGCAGAUCUGCGACGUGAUUGUUGAAACUCUGUGUGGAUCCUCUCUGGUCUGUUCAGAGCAGCUUGAGCCUCCUUUGGGGAGGGGUUGGAGUUGAUACUUAAACCACCUUGGCAUUCUCGCUGCAUCAUUUACAGAGGCAACUUAAGGUCCUCUGACCUGUCUGUUGGAGGCCAUUAAAAGUACACCUCUCAUAAUAAAGCAGAUCAGUCACCUGCUGUGACAGCCAGGGCUUGCAACACUUGAGAGCAGAGAAAUUUGCACCCAAGGCUGUGUGGGGUGGGCAUGUCCCACUGCCGGAGCCGUGGCUGUGGAAACAAACUCCUGCAGCUGUGGUCAGCAGAGGCCAUGGCAGCUGACAGUCAUCUUGCUGUCCAAUACUGCAGCGGGCUGUGUGAGUAACAGUGUAUUUCCUACUCUGGGAUUUAAACUUCUAAAGCAAAUGAGCAGGGGCUAUUGAACCAUUGUCUCUGGUUCAAUGGGCAGUGAAAUGGCAAGACUAUUCUAGAUAUCCUUACAAAAUUUUAUCUGCAACCUAUUGCAAGAUGUUUCUUAUCUAUUUCUAAUAGCUUAAAACCACUUGAUUUGGCAAACAGUUUUUUAAAAACUGAAAUAUAGUGAAAUGUGGUGGUACUGGUAGUAUUUAAGGUCAGUUCUUGCUGUGCACAUUGAAAACUAUAGAUUUGUUGCAGCAACAUGCUGGCAGUAAGUUUGUUUAACACCCAACUGGCAAAUAAGCUAAUCUUUGAUAAAUAGGAACAGAUGGAAGAAGUCCAGAUGAGUAAACAUCUGAAUUUUGACAUGUCCAAACAAAUAGGAGUGGAAAAGACUUUGUGUAUUAUACCAUCUUUAAAUUUCACGCAAGUAGCACAGCAAGGUAAUUGUACAUUGAGAUGUAGUUACCACUGUGAUACACUUGAGAAGAGCUAGCUGGUGGAGUGUAAACCUGAACAGUUAUAUCUGAAUCCUCUGGCCUGCAUUGUAACCACGUGUAAGCCUUACCUCGUUAAUGCUUUCCAUUAAGCUCUGCUGCUGCUUUACUGCUGUUGUUUUGAUUCAAAAGAUAGAGACUUUUGAUGUGUUUGGUAUCUAGGGUACAGGGGAAGCAGCCAGGGAUAUAAGAGCAGGUGAAAAAUGAAGAGAUGGAUGUCAGCUUUUCACUGCAGGAGUGUCGUUAAGCAUACGGAAUCACAAGAUUAAAAGAUACUGAGCCAUAUCCACUCCUGCUGAUUAUUAACUUCUGUAUAAUGACUUUAGAGGUAAUUUGGCCAUUUAUAUUUAAUCUGAUUUGCAUAGAUGGGCAGCUUGAAGUAGGUGGCUGUGAAUGGAAUGCUAUUUCAUGCAAAUCACUUGCCUAAGUAUUGGCCUGGUCUGAUUGAGAGCAGCUGUUAUCUCUUGCAUUUUAGUAGCACCGGAUCAGCAAUAUUAACCAUGCUUAAUUAUAUCUAUAACCACUAAAGCCAAUGAUGGAGCUCAUUCAGAGUUGAGGACAGGUAAGAACUUACAGAACAUUGCAAGUUCUUAGUCUCAAGGGGCCCUUAUAGAUUGUUGGUGUUUUGAUAAAAAAAAAAAAAUGAAAUAAUGUAUUUUGCAGAUUUUAAAAAAUUCUUUUUAAUGUUCUGACUUACCUGUGGAGAACGUUUUGGAACAUAAUAGGAAUCCAAAGCCACUAAACACCAGGGAAAAGGAGAAAAAAAGGCUGGGAAAACAGAGAUGGGUUUUGCCACAUGCCAAUCAGUACAACUGUAUGGUAUUUGAAGAGAUGCUUGCUGCUCUCUUGAUCUGAUGGUAAAUCACUCCAUUUGUAUUUUCCUUACUAAUGUAGCUUCUUCCCUCUUAUUUUGAAACUGUGCUGCAAUAUGCUCUAUUACUAGAAUGCAUUUCUUUGAUGUUACAUUCUGAUGUUUGCUUAUUGCUAAUAAGACUUACUGCCCACAUUCUCAUCCCAAGGCAUUUGUUUUGUAUAUGGGAUAUACCUUGUAAUUUUUGUAGCUCAGGGCAGUGCUGGUUUGCAGCUAAUCAAACCUGCAUUUUUAAAUCUUAUAAUUUGAAUAAGCCACCCCUUACAACAGUCUGUGGUUCCGCACUUUGUAGAAUGUUUUUACUACAUAUCCAACACACUUCAUAGGAUGUUUUUACUAUGUAUACAAUAUAUUUGCUUUCACUAUUACUUUUAAACGUUUGUUGUUACAUGCCAAGGUGAGCUCCUAUUAUCCAAUCCUGCUAUCAGCCCAGGAUCAUUAGAAGCUGUAGGAGAAAGCACGCAAUAAUUCCUAAAGUGUUUUUAUUAAACUUGCUGUCUUGAUGAGAAAAUAAUGACCGUUGGCAGACUACAAAUAAAGUUGGAAAUUUUACCCUGUUCUGUUCCAAUGUGCCCAAAUGGAAAGUGAGCUUAUAAUGGGUCCUUCUUCCCCGUUGCCAUCCUUUCUCACUCCGACUUCUUCCUGCUGUUGUUAUAAGAGCUUUUCCUUCUGCAGAUGUUAGAUAAUAUGAUUUUGUCUGUCUGCUUCUCAUAGAUACUUUUUAUUUUUUUUACUUUCCCGUCAGUACGGUUGUGGUGCGCUAAAACACACCGUGAGCCCUCUACUGGCACGUUCUGCUUUUGCUUUAGGCUGUGGUAGAGGUUUUUCCUUCCCAGCUGUGCUUGCUUGAGCCUAAGGAGGCAGGAGAGCGCCUGUUUAACUACUUUAAUCUUGCUGUCUUUUAAAAAUUUAGUUAAGGUGCGAAGGAGUCCCUGUGUUCAGCGCUGUAACCGUCAGUUUGGUACCUCUGGGGGUGAGCUCACAUCCUCGCUAGGCACGGUGCAGACACGAGUGUUUCCUGCGGAGCUCCUGCAGCAGCGGGUGCGGGAGUGAGGACACGCCGAGACUGCCCCGGCCGCGCUCCCCGGGCAGCCCGGGGCAGGCAGGGCGGCUCGCCGAGCCGGCUGGGCUCUGCGGGCGCUGCCCUGCGCUCCCUGUUCCCCGCCUGGGGUGCCUGGCAGUACGGCUGCGCUGCCAGGGCCAGCGGCUGACGCAGAGCUGCUCCAAAACCUGGAGGUGCCGUCGGGAGCGCCCUGAGUGAGACCCGGGGAAAGAGAGAGCUGCGUUCUGCUGGCAGCAGCCGCUCGGGGUUGGGGUCAUAAAAGCUCCCUAAGCCUCUUAGAAAAGCAUCUGCAAAGGGGCAGAUUGGUAGCCCUGUUUUGGCACGACACCCGCCUGUGAUUUUAACACUUUCCUUCCUGGCACGCUCCAGUCAAGCCUUUGCAAAGAUUUGCCAGACUGUGUCCUUCCUCACUGGGCAGGUGCAAUCCAAACCAGUUCAAUGCAGGCUCUGGGAUUUCUUCAGCACACUCACGGAGUAUACAUGCUAUAAAUGCCUACAGUACAGAGGAAUCCAGCUACUUCUAAUGGGAUGCAUUUGCAGAGAGGAAGAAUUCCUCAUUUAAGAUGGGUAAUAAGCAAACGAUAUUUACUGAUGAACAGCUAGAUGCCUACCAGGAUUGCACGUUCUUCACUCGGAAGGAAAUCCUUCGGUUGCACGGCCGAUACCAUGAAAUGGCACCAAAUGUUGUGCCCAUGGACUAUACAAAGGACCCAGACGUUAAACUACCUAUGCAGCUUAUAAUAAACAUGCCUGAGCUGAAGGAGAAUCCCUUCAAAGAAAGGAUUGUGGAGUCUUUCUCAGAAGAUGGAGAGGGGAGCCUGAGCUUCAAUGACUUUGUGGAUAUGUUCUCUGUGCUCAGUGAAAUGGCUCCCCGAGAGCUGAAAGCAAUCUAUGCCUUUAAGAUUUAUGAUAACUUCAUUUGUAAAGCAGACUUGGAAAAAACCCUCAAUAAGCUGACCCGGGAAGAGCUGACAGCAGAGGAAAUCACUCUGGUUUGUGAGAAGGUGAUAGAAGAAGCUGACAUGGAUGGUGAUGGGAAACUAGGAUUUGCAGAUUUUGAAAACAUGAUUUCCAAGGCACCAGACUUUCUCAGGAAAUUGUUUUAUAAAUCAUCCUGGAAGUUUCAGCUGAUUUGAAUGCCUGAGGGUGAAGCGUGAUGUAACAAUAGUACUUUCCACAUAAGAAUCUGAAGACGUUUCUGCCAGUCCAACCUUUCUGAAUCUCAGGCACUCCAGGGAUCUAGGAAGCCCUCUAAGGAGGGCUUCCUAGAACUCAGCAGAAAGUACUGAAAGAAUUCUGGUCCACAAAGAGACAGAAGCAUCAUGUGAUCUACAGGAUAUUUGGAACAGACACAUUUUUAUCUUCUCUGCUGGCCAAGCACUCUGGCGAAGAUGGUUGGUUGUUGGAUUGUGGUAUUUCUUUUUUCCCCCCUUUUUUUCAACAGUCAGAAUCAGAAUAUUAUUAAAGGUAUUUCCACAGAGUUUUUAUAUUUUGAAUAUUUAAUACUGUUCUUAAUAGUGAAAAAAACCCCAAACCAAAAAACUGAGAGAUUAGCUUUGGUGUGUUUUCCAAGAGUAUUUGAAAGAAAGCACGGGCCUUAAAUAAGGAGAUGCCUCUAUCACUGUGUUGUACAGCUGGGAUCUUGCAUGGAAAAUACCUGAGGUGAAAGAACUGCAGUCAAGAUCAAGCUCCCAGUGUUGAAGACAGCCACAGCCCAGGUUUGCCUUUCAACCACUAAAGUGGCAACUGCUGGGUUUGGUGCUUACCUUCAACCAAUAUUUUAUGGAUUGUUGUGUCCUUAUAAACUUGAAAUAUUUGCCUUUUGUAUAUGAUAACUGUGUUAAUUCCUUCCCAAGAUAAAUGUUAAAACUGUGUCCUUAUUCUCAAAGGGGCUCCUGCAUUUUACUCAUUCUAUGGGCAGAUGCUGUUCUUGAAUGGAGGAACAUGGUCAUCUGUAACUCAUGAAGAAGUUGAAGAAGCACAGAACUACUAUUAAGGACAUGAAAAUAUAUUUUCUUUUGAAACAAGCUAUGCAAUCUCUCCCAUAAAAUGCAUGAAUGCAGUUAUAUCUUUUUCUUUCCUCUGCAGCUGGAAAUCAGCUAGAUCUCUUUUUUCUUUUUCCUUCUUCUUCUUUUUUUUUUUUUUUUUUUUUUUUUUUUUUAAUAAUUUUUACCUCCAGUAUUGUUUAGGUACUGGGACCUGAAGACAAUCUUAUAUGUAUUAAUUAUUGUACUAACAGUCAAUAGAAGGGCUCUGUCACUUACAUGGCUUCUGUAUCAAGGUCAUCCCAAUUAAAACUUUUGAAGCAUUCUGUUGUGCUUUGAGACUCUUUAGGCUGACCACAUACUAAUUUCCUUUCUGAUCAUUAUUCCAAUUACUAUAAAGUUAAAUCUUUCAAAGAAUGAAAUGUGUUACAUAGAAAACUGUUAAGUAGAGAACCUAACCUGUUUAUAAUUUCUGUAGGGAUGGUGAUGCCUGUCUACCUCAGAAACUCUUCUGUGUGGGGAGCUUGCAGGGUAGCUUUGCUGUUCAGAUUUACACACUACGAAUAAAGAAGAAAUAUUUCUCUAGCA